AUGGGACCUCCCUGCGCUCAAUUUCUACUGGCGUGCCAUCUGCUACACCUUACACACCAACGCCCGCAAACACCGCAUACACCCACGCUGGGAGCCACACUGUCGCACAUGCCCCGCUUCCAUCGACACACAGGAACACCGCUUCGGCCUCUCACACCCUAUAUGCCCAAUGUCUGUCCCACUCUCCCAAAAAUUCUCCUCGCCACACAAGCCAUCCUCCCAAAGGCCUGGCUCCCUGACCAAGAUAUCUACCUACCUGGACAUAACACAGCAACCGCGCACAUCCUGCCAGGACUGAAACGUCCGCAAUGGAAAAGCCGUGGCGGCAACCCCUCCCCCAACACGGGCACCUGCAUGAUUCCCCUUACCGUUCAACGCUGUAUCCAUGCCCUCCACAUGCAACGCCUACUGCCCCCCCCCAACCCGAAUCUCUCAUGCUCGCUGCCUCCCAACUAUCCUGGGAAUUUCACCAGUGCCCCAAGCCGGGCCUCCUACUACCGCGCUGGCUAUACCACACAGCGCUGCGAUCCACCCCCCUCCUUGCACCACGGGACUUCUGGUUUGGUCAAUGGAUGGGAGGACCCAAUGGCGCUACAUUUCAUGGACCACUCGGACGCUCCCCCCACUGCAUUAUCCCCCGUCCCCCGACUAACCACCACUGGUGGAUCCAUGCCACUCACAACCCCUACCCCUCCACUUGGUGGCGCCUACUUACCCUGGCAAUACAUGAAGCUACCGCUCAUCACACGCCGGCCACCUACUGGUUUGUCGUUCCCGAUGGCUCACGUGGCCAUACAACGGCUGAGCAGCUACAAACAACAUGGCUCCUCACCAUACCCCCGCGCCAGCUCUCACUUCGCCACAUCUCCUCCAUCCACCACACCUCCACGCCCCACUGGGGAGAACUCGCUACUGCUGCACUGGACAGCCAUACUUCAACUCAUCGAUGCCACCCAUUGGCUGCAUAGGCCUCCCCCAACCACUCUCCUCAGCUCGGAGGAAACUCACACGGCAGAUGCCCCACGAUUUCUCACUGCCCCCACACACUGCCUGCACUGGGCCCAGACCUCCAUUCCUGACUACGACCCAUAUGCCCUCGACUCCCGCGCAUUCCUAACGGCUAGGUACCCAACUAUACACCACGCUACCCCAGGCUGGACAACUUUCCCAACCAUAACUCACUCCACCCAAGCCUGGGCAGCCUCAAUUACCCAUCUCCGCGCUCCGCUUUUCCAUACCCACUGGUUCGUGGCGCACUGGGCAGUCCUCCGCCGACAUUGGCAAACUACAUGCGCUACUAACGUGGACCACAUACGCACCACAGGGGAACUACCCCUCCUCACUGAGGUUAACAACACCAUCCGGCUUAAACGCCGCUACCACGAUGCCGCCCCCAUGGGCCACGACCGACGUAUCCGUGCCCGCAGAGCCCACCUCACAGCCAAGACGCUGCAAUGGCACUCCCGUAGAAUCUCCUUACUACAACCCGCCAUCCCUCCUCCCAUAGGCUACGCCGACCCGACCCUACGGCCACCGCGACUCCCCCCGGACCCCGGAUUACCUCCCCCAGCGGUAUAA
Messenger RNA from Aphanomyces astaci, 1578 nucleotides. RefSeq lists its product as hypothetical. The transcript has 2 exons. Lineage: Eukaryota; Oomycota; Saprolegniomycetes; Saprolegniales; Verrucalvaceae. The coding region runs from base 1 to 1578 and encodes 525 amino acids. The record is from RefSeq and is a predicted model, not a curated record.